Molecule: messenger RNA, 3374 nt
Organism: Seminavis robusta
Lineage: Eukaryota; Bacillariophyta; Bacillariophyceae; Naviculales; Naviculaceae
Source: the annotation of a GenBank genome assembly
GACUAAAACUCAAAACCCUACUUUCGAAUUAUUGAUCGAAUCAGCUUGAAUGCUAGUCGAAUCAAUUCGGUCACGUACGAGCUCAUGUCCUUAUUGGCUGGUGAGAAUCAUGAAAAGGUGUCAACAUGAGACUUUCUUUUCAUCUUCGCUUCAGUAAGAUUUCUACGGGAAUGAGUGACAGCACUUGCAGCGACGCCAGCCAGCAAAAUGCUGUCACCCUCGGAACCGCAAAGCGAGAAAAGCGAUUGAUUCGAUUGGAUAUUUUGCUCUUGUCGUUGUUUUGGAGGCAAACAUCAAAGCACCCAUCACCCAGCAAACAGCGCUUAGAAAUAUUUGUUUGUGUUGCCUUUUAAUCUAUUCCUUUUGUCCUUAGCCACAGCAGCAGUGUUGCCAUUAUCACAGAGGAUAUAUCAAGGUUGACACCUUUUCCGCGAAACCGUUACCUAACCACCUCUAAAGACCCUAGCUACCACCAAGCAGAACAAACAAGCAGACAUCAGUAGCCUUGGGUAUCUGUAUCCACAGAACAGUGAUCAUUGCAAGCUACGGUACAGCAACAACAGCAGCGACGACCCAUCCAUCCUUUUCAGCAGUUGGCUAUUAGAGUAGACUGGGUACUGUACGUCCGUCGUGUUUCAUCCAUCUCAUGUUGCAAUCGGUUGCUCCUGCAAGCUACUCCCUACGUACUCGUUUAUCAAGACCAGAGCUUCAAGCCGCCAAGGGCCGUCGUGGCAGCACUACUGAAGGUGCGGGAUCUCACGAGAACAACAACGACAAAGACAACAACUUGUCAUCCAUGGCAGAUGCCGACGGAAGAAACAAUCAGGAGCUAGGCUCCGAUGACGAAGGUGAUGGAGGAGGCAAAGGCGGAAAGAGCAAGUCCCGUCGCGAACUACCUGCUGGAGCUGUGCAGACACUCAAGGCGUGGUUGCUCUCGCCAGAACACUUUACUCACCCAUAUCCAACACCUCAAGAUCAAGCCAUGUUGAUGCAAAAGACCGGGAUUGACAAAAAGCAACUCAAGAAUUGGUUCACCAACGCUCGCAGACGAAUAUGGAAACCCAUGCUAAAAAAACAGAUCGAACAGGGAAAGCUUACGACCACGGGGGUGGCAGGAGGUGUUGCCGUGGCGGGGGCUGUACCAGGACUCAUGGUACCCACCAUGCCAGGAGCUGUAGCACCCGGUGGAGCUGCCAUGGACAAUCCGCAUUCUGUGCAAGCCAUGCGAGCUCAUUAUCAGCAAGCCGUGGCACAAGGGCAGCCCCAAGCACCACAACAGCAGGUCACGGUGGAUGCAUACGGCAACCAGGUCUAUGUGCAACCACAGCCCCCUCCAUUGCAGGCUCAACAACUUCAACCGCCCCAGGCCCAGCCGGCGACUGGAACCGAACAAGCUCAAGUCCAGCAGUACUACCUGCCAUCAGCUGCUGAAGCUGCAGCAGCUCCUGGUCCAUCCCCAACCACGUCACCCUUGGCAUCCAUGCAUCAGAGUAACUCGAUCGGGUCUCUUCCUCCCAUGUUAUCGGGCUCUACCGGACAACUGAACAAGACGGAUAGCCAUGCGGUUCUUAUGGAACUGUUUGCCCGUGAUCAGGACUUGGUUCGACAGGCCACAGAGUCAGCUAGGAUGAAAGCAGCUGCCAAGAAGCAAGAUGGCCAGCCCAUGCCACUGCAACCCACCCUCGCGUCCGCUCAACAACCACAACCAGCGCAGUCGCAGCAGAAUCAGCCAUCACAGCAAGUUUCUAGUCAGCAUCCCAUGAAGUCCAACUCACAGUCGCGGCUUGCUAGUGUGCCGUCGCUAAACUCGUGGCCUCACUUCUCGAGCAUUUCCUCUCUCAACAACUUGGGGAACAUGCCUGGUGUCAAGUCGAUCACCAGCAUGAGCGGAGUCGACUUGGCCAAUCAGGGCCAAGUCAACAAAAUGGGCAACCUGGCUCAAGUCAAGAGCAUGGAAUCCAUGGGAAAGAACGACUCGUACGCCUUUUUAGAAGUCUUCUUUGGCGAUCGCAGUCUCAACAGCAUGAACAACAUGGCUGGUAAAGGCGGCCAAGCAGCCGACUCAUCCAAAGGCAGGCGAGAACGGGAAGAGGACAAUGAUGUUGGGUUGUCGUUGGACGAUGAGGGUCCUACGACCACGACUUCGUCGAUUAAACAAGAGAUGGGGGCACCUGCUCCUAUGAGCGCUGCACCACAACCCGCUCCCUUGACUGGUGCAUCGGCAGCCAAGGAUUCAAACGACACGGGCACCCUCAAGCGUGCCUACGACGACGCAUUGGCAGCCCGUGGUUUGAUGUCGGUCAGUCGCAGCAGUGAGAAGCUUACCGACUUGGCAUUGCCCGCAAAGAUGCAGCGAUCGUUGUCGCAGGAGUACAUUCGACAGAAUCAAAACCCAAAUCCUCAGACGUUUGGUCAGUUCUCGUACACUCCUCCUCCGGCACCUGCGCCAUCAACGGACCAACCCCCCAGUAGCAGCGGAAAUGCCGUCAACAAUAGUAGCCAGCAGCAACAGCCACAACCACCACAACAGCAGAGCCAACAGCAAUACGCUGGUCAGCAUCCGGGCGAGCCUGUUCAACAGCAACAACAAAGUCGACAGGACCCUCAGCAGAGACAUUUUCAUUUGGGACACCCAGGAGCCCCUGGAGAGAAGGGCGCUAACACAUCUGUACAGGUACCAGCUGCCACAAAGUGCGCCCUUUGUAACCAAACCAAUGUUGACACGCAGUUGCGUCCUUGUGGACAUAUGUUCCACGAGCACUGUCUAAAACCGACGCUCCAGGCGCACGCGGGACAACCUAAGUGCCCUGUGGACCACACCGCAAUGCAAUCCGCAUUAUUGGCGGUGCCGACGGAUGAUCCUCAGCAAUCAUCGUCCGCGCAGCCAAAACCAUGGAGCAAUCCUACCACCGCUUCCAGCAACCAAGCAGUGUUAUCCUCUGAAAACCGAGGAACGUCCGGCUAGCAACUCUCCCAGCCGCAUAAAUGUAUGUCUUGUUCUUUGUCUACCACCGUAUGUCACGCGUCACGUACUGUAAGGGGGGAAUUGAUCGAAUUUUAACUCAGGGAUUAUGAUAUGUGGGGAGGGGCAGCGUUGGUGGAGGGCGGGUCUCGCCAAUGGUCCCGACCUUGGUGGGGUCUUGCACUCUGGAGAAGAUCAAAUUUUUCCAUGUCGACACCUGAUACUGUACGGUAGACAACACGCCACACACUCAAGUCCUCGCCUCCUCAAGCUAUAAUUCGGAGGCCGCUACCACAACUACUGCAUUAUCAAAAAAAGGAAAACGAAAGAAUGUGAAAAGAAUAGUUCAAUAGACCACUUUGUAAUCGCUAAACUAUGCCGCAGCUAAGGCAUUUUCACUCUCAAAGCACCC